Molecule: messenger RNA, 778 nt
Organism: Mauremys mutica (yellowpond turtle)
Lineage: Eukaryota; Metazoa; Chordata; Testudines; Geoemydidae
Gene: KGD4
Product: mitochondrial ribosomal protein S36
Exons: 4
Coding region: 100-423 (107 amino acids)
Biological process (GO): 2-oxoglutarate metabolic process
Source: RefSeq, a predicted model, not a curated record
AGGCAGUUCUAGCUCUGCCCCGCCCCCUGCGUGGCCCCGCCCCUCGCGCCGGCGCCGUGCUCGCGGACUGGAGGAUGCAGUAACUGGCUGCGGGUCACCAUGGGCAGCAAGAUGGCGGCCGCCAGCAGGGUCGUUCAGGUAGUCAAGCCACAUACACCCUUAAUCAAGUUCCCGGACAGAAAAAAUAGUCCCAAACCUAAAAUGCAGGAAUCUCUACAAGCAAGGGUACCACCACUCCAUGCUUCAGCUGCACAGAUGUCUGUAGGAGACAGACCACCAGCCCUUCAAAACAUUUCAUCCAUUAGUAGAGUACAAGGCACACCAGACACGACAGAAUUAGUAAAAACAUUACCUCAAAAGUACAGGAGAAAGUUGAUGUCAGAUGAGGAGAUGGAAUACAUUCAACGUGGAGGUCCAGAAUAAUUACAGAAGAUAUUUGUUCACCACUGCUGAAUGAAUUACUGUAUUCACAUUAAAGGCCUUCCUCACUCUGAAUGUUAUAAACAGUUUGUUAAUAGCUUUAAUAAAGACCCUGUAUAAAGGGGUGAGAAAGUUGACACUUAGACCACUUCUCUUCUAAUGUAUGUUUCUGGGCCAGCUUUUCUGUUAAAAGCUGAUUAAGAUAAUUGUCUGAAUCCGCUUUAGAAAUCUACACUAUUAAAAUGUAACUUAAGUAAUAAAAUUGUCAAGAAUAUCUACUUUUGUAGCCAUUGUUGAUCCACAAACAAAGGUCCAGAUCUAGUGCAAAAUCUCUCAGGCCCAUAAGAUGAGCAUUGUA